AUGCAUAAUUGGCACUCCUCCAAUUGCGGAAGACCAGAUGUGGUUGUCUACGAAGGCCUCGGAGUUCCAGUUUGUAUGGACUGUGGUGAGAUGUCCCAGCCAUUUGAUGUGGGGAAAGACCAUCAAGAUGAGCUCGACAUACCAGACGGUCCUAAGAGGUCUGCCAUGCGGUUGAACUGGCCACCUUCUGUGCCGUAUUCAGACGAUGCGUACCAAUAUGACAAAGGCAAAUCACUUUCCAAGGCUAUAGAACAGUACUUGGAACAACUCUGUUGCCAGAAUAGAACAGGCAACGCCACUGCGCAUUCCCUUCCUUCAGAAUCCUUCGAUCGACCCCAGGAUCAAGCGUCUUCGGGAACCAAGCCCACCUAUAACCCACUUCGAGGCACUAAAAUUCGCGUUUUGAAACUAUCCAGAGGCCGCUCCGGAAGCCCUCUACACGGCAAUCUUGAAACCAUCGACCUCCAUGACGAAGAGCCCAAGACCGAGGAACCAGGUAUACUGCUAUUAGAGAAUGGCCAGGAUCACACGCCAUAUGAAGCAAUAUCUUACACAUGGGCCACAAUUUCCGGAAAUCGACAGAAGGACCACGCCAUAUUUAUUGGCAAAUCAUGGAGUAUGCUGCCGAUUACAGAAAACUGUUUUGAUGCAUUGACGAGUUGUCGACUUGAAGACGAGGAUCGAUGCCUGUGGGUUGACUCCAUAUGUAUCAACCAGUCAGAUGUCUCUGAAAGAACUCACCAAGUUGGACUGAUGAGACAAAUCUACUCUGCAGCCAACCGUGUGUUGAUAUACCUGAGUGUGGACCAUGCCAGCAGCGACCCAGCGACUGUCAAUGACGACCCAGAAACCCUUUGUCUAAAUCCCUAUUUCUCCCGUAUAUGGGUAGUCCAGGAAAUAGGCUCGGCAAAAAAGGCCAUCGUGCUAUACAAGCGGCAAUCGAUGGGUUGGGAUUUCUUUCAUACAAACCUACAACGAUUAAUGACCCGGAAAUGGGUUCGACACUUUGGCCGCGCCAGGCAGAUUGAUGACACUGAAUCUUUCUUGGCACUCCUUGAAGAUACUUGGGACUGCCAUGCAACAGACCCAAGGGACAAAGUAUUUGCAUUAUUGGGGCUAUGGAAGGAGUCACUUGAGCCGGACUACACACUCUCACCACAGGCCGUUUACAUCGGACUAGCCUCCAGAUUUGUGACAGACAGAGACGAAAGACUAGCUGGAAGAGUGCUCGAUAUGGCCAGCCAGGACCAUUCACUGGUUGGCCUACCAUCCUGGGUGCCUGACUGGAGCGUCAAGAGUCAACAACUACAUCGAAGAGCUUGGAAGAAGAAGUGUUUCUUGCCCUCAACUACCAUAUCUAGUGGGCGAUCAAAAAGACAAAAGUUCCGAAUACACAGUAACACCGGUUCUUUAUGUGCCGUGGCUGCAGAGAUCGACACAUUGGAAUCAUACCUGCAGAAAGGUUUUCGGGUGACAACUGAUGGUCUGGCCACCGCAACAGUUGGGCAAAUUCAGGUCUCUAUGCCUCUUCACGUCACAUCUAAAUGCAAACCAACGGAUAGUAUAUCUGAAGCCUACGAGUAUGAGUUCUUCUUGAUUCUUCGCAAGAAGACAGAUACUCACAUAUAUAAGUUUGUUGGGCUUUGCGACUACAUUGUAUUAGCGACUACCGAGACGACACAGGUCGAUGCAAUUAGAUAUCUAAAGGACUGGGCCUGGCUUCUUGACGGACAGAGAACAUGGGCAUGGUCAAAAUUGUCGAAUUGGGAGACGACGCACAAAUGCUGGCUGAAUCUGAAGGAGCAGCAAAGAUUCGAACGUCGAAUCUGCUUUCGAAGGUUAAUCCAUAAGGCACAUUUCCUCGAGAAAAUCCGUGAGCUGGCAGAAGCUACACGGGAUAUUUCGAAUGACUACGAUGGCGACAAAAACAUAUUGUCGGCCUUUUUUAGUCGGAGGUGGACAACCGUCUGUCAACGAUGGAGUAUAGCCGACGACCUGCAAGUGUCACUCCAACGAAAGCACAGAAAUGAGAUCCGAAAUCUUCUGUCAGGAUACAAGAGUCUGGAUUCGUCACCUGAAUCCCUUGAGACAACUGAGCUGGAGCCGUCGAUGUGGCUACCUAUCUCCUCCCAUUGGUUUCACUGGAUAGAACACUAUGGAAAGGAUUGGCUGUACAGCUACUAUGAGCCAUUGGCCGCAUGCAUAGAAAAAGAAAUCCCUUUACCUCACCUGAGCCUGGUUAGUACGUUCGACGAACGGAUGUCGUUAUUUCUCAAGACCGACCUCGAAACAGGACUCCGGCAACUGCAGCUCGUCGCCCAUUGCUACCCUCUGAUCGCUCCAGAAAUGGCUAAGAAGAGCAGGUCAUAUUUUCUCAACACAGGGUAUAGCUUCAACUUCAGAAGUGUCCAAUUGGAGGCAUUCCUGCGCUGGCUAUCAAAACCGUGGUCACCAAACAUAUCCGUUCUCAGAUCCGAGGGGAACUUGGAAAGCUUACUAAUUUGGGAAGCUAUGUUUGAUAACAGAAAUCAGAUCAACGUUAUCCACAAACUACUCGACGAGAGUUUUGACAAACAUUUGUCGUUGUUAUCGACGUCUUGUGACAAGAUGCUGUUUACAAAAUUCUUCAACUUGAUCUUUAGGGAGCAAUUUGAACUUGUGUGGAUCUUUGUUUUACAUAACUCUGAGAAAACCACAAAGGUCAUCGACAAAUUUUCCCUGUUUAAUCUAGGUCCCCAGCUUACACGAACAUUCUGGUGGAGGUUCCACAGGAGUAUUGUUAGAGUGUUUGAGAUCUUGGGAGAGAGUUCACCCACAGAUGAUCAGAUAGAACAGAAGUGGUAUGAUUGUCUUGAUUGGGUGUCACAGGGAGAACCUCCACCUCGCGUUGCAAGUCAUCCUUUGCCUGGACUUGAACCCGAACUUAUAGUGAGGCCUCAGUACGAGCAUCGGGACUUCCAUAGCGAGCGGUUGGUGGACUUUAUCUCAAAGCUCACAUAUCAUGGAUCAUUCAUUUCAACACGACGGUCAACAACAUCGGAAGGACUCGAAAAUACGGAUAAUGAUUCCCGUUCAGCACCAGAAACAGACUUUGCCAAAGAACAGCUCUCCGAGAUUGUGUAUUCGGAGAUUGAACGACUCAGGCUUCCAGAAAAGGUGUUUGCUUUUCUUUUUACUGGUAUCCGUGCAGAUCAAGAGCCGCGUGAGUUAGCAUACACAACGUUUGAAGCUAUGGUUGCUGGCAAACAGUCACUUGUGUUGGGUUCCAAAAUUGUUGAGGGAUGGAGGCAAGAUGAGGAGCAAUGGAAAACAGUGGAGGCGUAUGUGUCAGACUCCGAAUGGCAUAUGACUAGCUUGAAGUUGAAGCUGAUCGGGGGGGUAGCAGCAAGUGAAGAAGAACGGGAUGGCUGGGGCAUAUACCAAGAGAUUGUUAUCGUAUAG
Messenger RNA from Fusarium pseudograminearum CS3096, 3441 nucleotides. RefSeq lists its product as uncharacterized. Bases 1 to 3441 code for a protein of 1146 amino acids. Lineage: Eukaryota; Fungi; Ascomycota; Sordariomycetes; Hypocreales; Nectriaceae. The record is from RefSeq and is a predicted model, not a curated record. The transcript has a single exon.